CCAAAAUAGCAAAAACAAUUAGACCCUCAUACAGAAUAAUUUAUAGAUCCAUUUUUAAAAAAAUCCCAAACUUGUGUUAUUGUAUCUGUGGGACUUCCACUAAAUACAGCUAGCCUGUGGGUCUCAUUGUUUACUGGUUCGUGUCAAUUUGACCCGAUCCGAAAGUCCCGACGCCAACUUUUGUCCCAUCAUGCAACACUGCCCAUGUGAAACUGGACAAGAUGGCGGCCAAGUUUAAAGUUGGAGAUCUUGUGUGGGCAAAGAUGAAGGGGUUCCCGGCUUGGCCAGGAAGGGUAAUCCAGCCCAAGGAUGAAGUGAAGCGUCCAUCCAACAAGAAGCCUCAUCAUUUUGUCUUCUUCUUUGGGUCUGAGAACUAUGCAUGGAUCCCAGAAGAAAGCAUACACCUGUAUGCUGACAAUCGCAACAAGUACAGCCUCACGUCCAGAAUCCCUCGCGGCUUUAAGGAGGCCAUUGAAGCUAUAGAGGAUGCGAUCAAAGCUCUGCCAGCCAGUGUGGCUGUCAAGACCUGUGAACUGCCUUCUAUAGAUGAAGAGCUGGCUCAGAUCUUCCCAACAACCGGCACAAAAAAAGACGGAGCAGCUCACAGAGACUACUCCAGGGAACCCUUAGCUGGCAAGAAGAGGCAGGCCGUGUAUCAGAUAGUUGCUGUUGGUCUCAAAGAACUGAAUCAUCUGGCCAGAGCAGGGUACGCUGAGGCAGGUCGUCAAAACAGUCAGAUAGCCGCUGUUGGUCUCAAAGAACUGAAUCACCGGCUAGAGGCAGGUCGGAUGAAGAAGGCUAAAUCAUCAUCUUUCGCAGAAGAAGAAGGCUACAUAGCAUGA
Messenger RNA from Haliotis rubra (blacklip abalone), 842 nucleotides. Its product is annotated as putative oxidoreductase GLYR1 homolog. Bases 222 to 842 code for a protein of 206 amino acids. The transcript is spliced from 8 exons. The record is from RefSeq and is a predicted model, not a curated record. NCBI's taxonomy places the organism in Eukaryota, Metazoa, Mollusca, Gastropoda, Lepetellida, Haliotidae. Gene Ontology annotation, molecular function: oxidoreductase activity, acting on the CH-OH group of donors, NAD or NADP as acceptor.